AUGGCUGAAAAAAUGAUCCUCAGUUUUUUGGUGGAUGCAACUCUGUCUAGGGUGGCUUCGCUCAUCACAGAUGAAGUCAUCGGUGCUUGGAAUCUCAAGGACGACUUGAAAGGUCUACAGGAAUCCCUCACCAUGAUCCGUGAUGUGCUGCAAGAUGCAGAGGAACAACAAACCAAGAGAGAACCUGUGAAGCGUUGGCUGAAGGAGCUCAAAGAUGUAGCUGAUGAUGCUGAAGAAGUGUUUGAUGAGGUAUCGUACGAGGAUCUUCGACGGAAGGUUCAGAUGCAAGACCAACUUGGAAGGGAGGUAAGCAGCCUUGUUUCUUUCUCUAAAGGCACUCGUUACGCAAGAAAGGCUGCAUUGCAUAUCAAAAUGCUUCACAAAGUUAGGAAAAUAAAUGAAUCGUUGAAUAAGAUUAAGAAUGAAGCUAUGGGUUUUGGGCUUCAAGUCCUAUCUAGAGAUGGAACAAUGCCUCAAAUCAACUUGGAUCGAAUGACAGACUCGAUCCUUGACAAUCCAGUUGUGGGGAGGGAAGCUGAUUUCGUUAAAAUUGUAAACUUGCUGAGUUCCUGUGACCGAGUUCUUACCAUUGUUCCCAUAGUGGGCAUGGGCGGUAUCGGAAAGACAGCAUUGGCUAAAUUACUGUGUGAACAAGUUAUAGAAAGAAAGCUUUUUGAUGUCAAAAUAUGGGUCUGCGUUUCUGAUAACUUUAAUGAACAAAGAAUUUUGGGGGAAAUGUUGCAAACCGUCAAUGUAAAUGCGGGUGGAAUGACCAACAGAGAUGCAAUGCUUGAAGAGCUCCGAAAGGCAUUGGAGGGGAAAAAAUUCCUUCUUGUUCUUGAUGAUGUGUGGAAUGAGAGGAAUGAGGUAUCAAAUAGGUGGGAUGACUUAAAGACUCGUUUGGUAAGAAUUAGCCAAAACAAUGGAAAUGCUAUUGUUGUCACGACUCGUAGCGAGGAAGUGGCAUCAACAGUGGAGACUUCUACUAAUCAUAGGCAUACACUGCAUUUGUUGUCUGAUGAUGAAUGUUGGUCCAUUAUGAAGGAAGGGGCAUUUGAGAGUGGAGCAACAUCAAUACCCUCAAACUUAGAGGGCAUUGGAAAGGAGAUUGCAAAAAAAUGUAGAGGAGUGCCAUUAGCUGCUCAAGUUUUAGGCGGGACGAUGGGUUUUAGAAGGGAUAAGAAAGCAUGGUUGUCAAUUCAAAAUAAUAAUGUUUUGAAUGCAUCACAUAAGAAGGAAAAUAUUGAGUCUAUAUUAAAACUGAGUUGUGAUCACUUGCCUUCAAAUUUGAAGCGAUGUUUUGCAUACUGUUCGAUGUUUCCGAAAGAUUUUGAGUUUGAAAAGGAAGAAUUAAUUUGGCUUUGGAUGGCUGAAGGUUUUGUUGUGCCUUGUAGUGAAGAUGAAGGCAACAAGUAUUUCAAUGCCUUACUUCAAAAUUCUUUUUUCCUAGAUGUGGUAAGGGAUGAAUACGGGGAUAUUAAACGGUGCAAAAUGCAUGAUCUUGUGCAUGAUCUUGCAUUAUCUCUUUCAAAGUAUGAAACAUUGACUUUGAAAAUUUUUUCAACUAGUGAUGAUUUAUCUUCCGCUCGUCGUUUAUAUGUGGAUUGUCAAAAUGCAACAACUUCAGUGGCAUUUCCAAAAGGUGGUUCUAAGAAGCUGCGUAGUUUAUACACGAAUGGUAUUGUCUUUGAUGAUUCUUGGAAGUCGAAAAGCUUGCACACUCUAAAAUUGAAAGGUGCUAAUAUUGAAAAGGUGCCAUCUUCUAUCGGCAAGUUGAAACAUUUGAGAUAUCUUGACAUCUCAGAAAGUAAAAUCAAAGUGUUGCCUGAAUCCAUCACCAAGCUAUACAAUUUGCAAACAUUGAGAUUCCUUAGGUGCAAGUCACUCGAAGAGCUUCCUAGAAAUAAAAUAUGCAAUCUGAUCAGCUUGAGGCACAUUGAAUUUUCUUAUGAUAAGCAUAUGCCAUCUAAUGUGGGGAAGUUAGCCAGUCUUGAAAGAUUAUCCUUGUUUGCUGUGGGUGCAGAUAGGGGAGGCGGCAUUGAAGAACUAGAAUACUUAAACCAAUUAAGCGAGGAGUUGGAAAUAAAUCAACUCGAGGAGGUAAGAAACAAGGAAGAGGCUAAGAAAUCAAAUCUACAGGGGAAAAUGAAAUUGAAAGCCCUUGAAUUUCAAUGGAGUUUUGAAAGAGAAAGCAACAUCAAUGAUGAGGAAGUGUUGGAAGGCCUUGAGCCUCACUCAAACAUAGAGAGAAUAAAGGUAAGGAAUUAUAUGGGUACAAAGUUCCCGCUGUGGCUUUAUAGGAUGAAAAUUCUGAGUGAAGGUGAUUCUUUCACAGAAUUCAAUAAUUUGGUGGAACUUCAAUUGAUAAACUGUGAUAGAUGUGUAGAACUCCCAAGGCUUGGACAUCUUCCUCGUCUUAAAGAAGUUCGGUUUUAUGAAAUGCACAAGAUAAGGUGUAUAGGGAACGAAUUCUAUGGCAUUGACAGUGGAAGCACAAGCAAUGGAGGGAAAAUGUUUACGGCAUUAAAGAAAUUAUCUUUUAAUUAUAUGUGGAAUUUAGUUGAAUGGAAGGCACCACCAGUAGAUGAAGGAGGCGAAACAUCUGUAUUUUCUUGCCUUGAAGAAUUGUGCAUAAAGAAUUGUCCUCUGGUGGCAAAAAUUCCAUUAAGUGAUAGUUCAUCGCUUGUGACAUUGGAAAUCGAAAAUUGUAACGAAUUGAGUUACUUAUUUGAAGAACUGCAAGUACACUCCUUCCCCUCUCUUAAAAGCAUUGCAAUUAGAGUGUGUCAUAAAUUAAUAUGUCUUCCAGGUGGACUGAAAUCCUUCACUUCUCUGGAAUCAUUGGUAAUAAGUGAUUGCAACCGCCUAAUAUCUGUUCCCGAAUAUUUGGGAGAUUUGCAUUCUCUUCGUCUUUUAGAAAUAACACACUGUAAAAGGUUGAGUUACUUUCCAGAGACAAUACUAGGCGGCCUCACCCGAUUAAGGGAAAUAAGAAUUGGUAAUUUCUCGGAGGAGUUGGAUUCUUUCCCUUAUCUGAUUGCAAUCCAAGACCUCCCAUCCCUUCAAUCCUUAACUAUAUAUGGCGACAGUAAUUUUUUGGUUGAUGGAGGUAGAAUAAAGUAUCUGCCAGAUCAACUUCAAAGCCUCACUGCCCUAAUCUCAUUGUCUUUAUCGUAUUUCAAUGCAGUGGAAGCUUUGCCGGAGUGGUUGGGCAACCUUUCGUCUCUUCAAACCCUGAAAUUACGGUUUUGUAAGAAUUUGAAGUAUCUACCUACAGCUACAGCCGUGCAACGCCUCUCCAAAUUAAGGAAGCUCGAGAUUAAUUAUUGUCCCCUUAGUGAAAAUUGUACCCAGGGGAGUGGCUCUGAGUGGUCCAAGAUUUCUCAUAUCCCAAAUGUAGAAAUAAGACGGUUGUAUUUGUGAAUUCUCAGCCAUUUCAACUCGUUCCAUCUGUUGACAUCCAUUGUUCCUGUCGGAUGUUGUUUAGUAAUAAAUGAUCAUCUUAUGGUUUUUGAAGUCUACACAAGGGUCGUUUGCAUUGAUCGAAAGAUUAUAAGAGAGAGUUUAGUUAUUUCCCAAGAAAAUGGACACUUUUGGAUUAUAAAGCAAUCAAAUGGACAGCACAUAGGCUAUCGCUCUGCCACCCGUUCACAUGUUACCAUCUCCUGCACUUAAUGUGUUUUUCAUUUCCAUUGGUACUAAGUAGGUGUGACUUGACUUGUUGACUCAUACGCUGUGCUUUUUCCAUAAUUUUACAAUACAUUCCCUUUAUGUAAUUUUGUAUUGAUUUAGAAUUUCACGAACUGCACAGUAUAGGUUCAUUGUACAAUAGUGAUUUCUACCAACUUCCAUUUAUGUAACCUUUCCCAUUGAUGGUGGCAUGGCUGAUAAUUCUUUCUGAAAUUCAAUGGGGAAUGGCUGCAAUGUGAGAAAAUGCAGAUAUUUUUCCUUGGCAUGUUUACUUUAUCAAAUGUUAUGUUCAUAUAGAUGACCUAGUGUUCCUAUAUCCUUAGCAGUCAAUUACAUGCAAAGGCGUUCAAUUUAGGAUUAAUAGACCUUAUGAUUAUAUGAUCACUGGUAAUUUGAUAUCCAAAUCCUCAAAUAUAUGAUCAUUGAUCAAGGAAGAAAGGGUCCCCUAUAUAUUCAUUUAAUCUUUCAUUUGUUGCUCAUUGGAUAAUUUACAUUUUCCAGGAAAUAGCAGGUUCUUUUUCCUAUCCAUUUUUUUUUCUAAAACUAGUACUUCCCAAAAUUGAAGUGGUUUAUAUUCCUUUUAGUCCAUGGUUCACUGGCUGAAGCUUUAGCAAAGGGAAUACAUAAAGCCCAUCAAAGGAAGAUGUGAUCUUUAUACCACCAUUUAUUUACUUUGAUUUGCUAAGAACUAUGUGCAUGAAUGUAUUUUCUUUAAUAAUUUUAAGUUUGUAUUUUCUACCUUAAGAAAGACUUUACAAUAUUAUAUAAUUUUUUGAGACAGAUAACGGGAAUGAUGCAGAUACAAAAGGAGAUUUUGAGUAAGAAUGGGUUUACUACACCAAGAAAGAAAAGACCGCAAGCUUCAUUUAUUUGUUUAUGAUGGAACAGAUAAAGACUUGCAACUAAAGAAGACAAGUAUGUCUUCAUUUGUGGUCAGUAUUGAAAGAAGCUUGUUUUCUAGAUUCUCUAUGUUAUCUUGGAUAGCAGAGGGCAGAAGAUCAUACUGACCUUUGUGCAGAACUUGCAGAGAUGUUUACAAAUACUGAGGUUUGUAAGUUUGUGGUGAAGUUUCUAAUGACAUAUAUGUUCCAGGGAAACACCUAAUUAUUUGCAAGUUCAUGCACUAGAAGAUACUGUUAACUGGUAUCAUUAUUACUAGCUAUCCAAUUGUCCUUACUAUCAAUUAAACAGUCUUACUUGAAAGAUCACUUCAUGUUUAUUUUUGCCGCAUUAAAUUUGCUAGCUCCAGUUCCACUCACUCUCGAGGUGAUUUCUUCACAAGGUAGCUUUGUAAUUUUAGGAAGAGAAAAUGUUGGAAGAUAGCUCUCUGCAUAAUUUCAUUGUAAUUCCAUGUUAUAAAAUCCCUCAUGACAUCAUCUACGUUGCUGGCUUCAGUUCCAGUCACUCCAAUUCCAUGUGAUAGGGACAUUUUAAGCUCCUAGUUCAUAUGCAAGAUUAGGAUUACUAAUGCGGAUAUGUUACUGUUUGUUAAAAACUUACUAUUUUGUGCAGUUCUGAUAAUCUUACUAAUUCUUAGAGAUUGUAGGAUGCAAGAUAAUUUCAGAUACACUUCUGCAACAUUUUCUCUGGAAUUUUCUACGUUCAUUUGAGCCGCAUGGGAAAGACAAAAAAAUUGUUGAGCUAAGUAGAAAGCGGCAGAAAGGCAAAAUGAAUGUAGAUAGUCUGUCAAACAGGUUUAGGACAGGGCUUGUUAUUGAUGAAAAAGGACUUCAAAGUACCAGUUACCAUGUUAGAUAUAAUUUCUUGUGAUUUGUGACAGUGAAGUUCUACUUGAUCCAUUGGAUGGCUAGAUUCCAUGAAUAGAAUGGAAAUGAGGCAGAAGAAUGAAAGAAAAAAGAACUUUGAAAAGCAUUUAUCAAGAGAAAGAUGGAUUCACUUCAGGAGAGCCUUGAUUGUGUAGCAGUUUGGUCAAUUAAAGCACAUCAAAUGCCAUUUAGUCAGACGAAACUUAUCAUUGAGAUAUGAAGAUGAUUCAAUUGUAGAUAGAUGCUGAGCCACAGUUAUUCCAAUAAAGGAAAUAAUGAGAAUGGUGAUGACUCAGAAAAGAAUAAGUUUACUGCACCAGGAAAGGAAUAGAAAAGAAAAGGGAAAGAUCUCAUUUUGGAAGGUUUCACUCAAUUGCAAAUUCUAUGUGUAGCUCGUGCACACUUGAAGAUACUUUAGACUGUGAUUUCCUUCACAAGGCAGCUAUGGAACUUAAGGAAGAGGAAAUGUUGGAAGAUGACCCUCCACAUAGUCCUUCAUGAGAUCAAUUCAGAUAAUCUUACUAUUUAUCAGAGAUUGCAAGAUGCAAGAUAAUUUUAGAAAUUGAGUAGAAAGCAUGUCUUUGGAGCUAUCGACUUUGCCCCAAAUGAAAGACAAAAAAAUAAUGCUUUGGAGGUCGAUAUCAUGCCCCUUUAUUAGCUCCUUACAGGAUUAUGAUUGCUAAAUUUUGAGUUCAAGCUGUAAGCCUAAACAGAAAUAGAGAUAAGUUUACAUAAACACUCGAGCUUUGAGCCUCGAGUUCUCAUCAUGUUGCCAACAUCCUUCAGCUAAAACUGACUAGAGGACCAAGAAAUGUCACUUUGCAAUUGGAAUCAUCAGAUGACAGAUGAUGGAAGAGAAUUAGUGAGUUCAAUCAGUAAGAGCAAAGAAAACUAUUGAUAACUGUUGUUUGUUAAACUUGAGCUUUAAACUCCCAUUUUGAAAGCAUCCUUCAAUUAAAGAUUGAUCGAAUGAACAAUUGAACUGGCUUUGCAAUAAGAACCAUUAGAAGAUGGAACAGGACUUUGUCCAUAGUGCACAAGCGGCUUUCCUUGUUAAAGUUGUUGUAUAUAUUGUUAGAUAUGAGAAGGAUGUGAAGUAAUUCAAUUUUUGCAGUAUUUUCAGGAUAAUCUUGAUUAUGGAAUUCUAUAAUGUAUGAUGCUAAACUUUGUUGCUUCUUACCUAAUGAUAUGAGUUGUAAAAUACAUAUUACACAUA
This is a messenger RNA of Hevea brasiliensis (rubber tree), 6672 nucleotides long. RefSeq names its product putative disease resistance protein RGA3. The record is from RefSeq and is a predicted model, not a curated record. Gene Ontology annotation, molecular function: ADP binding. The coding region runs from base 1 to 3423 and encodes 1140 amino acids. The transcript is spliced from 12 exons. NCBI's taxonomy places the organism in Eukaryota, Viridiplantae, Streptophyta, Magnoliopsida, Malpighiales, Euphorbiaceae. Gene Ontology annotation, biological process: defense response to other organism.